AUGGAUUUCUCUCGACUUUCACAAGAGGUCUGUGCUCUGCUCGACUAUGACAGAGCCCAUAUUUGGCAUCCAUAUACCUCCAUCAGUGAUCCACAGCAGGCACUUCUCGUGAAAAAAGCAGAGGGUUGCUGCGUAACUGUCGAGUCUGAUGAUCCCGAAGGAUACACCAUCAUAGAAGCAAUGUCAUCUUGGUGGUGUAUGAUCCAUGGCUACAACAAUGCUGAGCUCAACGAAGCUGCCAGCAAGCAGCUGAGUAGCUUCUCGCACAUAAUGUUUGGUGGCUUCACCCACAGACCCGCAAUAGAGCUCACAAAGCGCCUAUUACAAAUGGCUGACUCACCUAACCUGGAGUUUUGUUUUUUCGCAGAUUCGGGCUCGGUCGCUAUAGAAGCGGCUUUAAAAAUGGCCAUUCAGUCUCAGGCGGCAAGCAAGAAAACUAAAUUCUUGACGAUAUCGAAUGGUUACCACGGAGACACAUUGGGAGCAGCAAGUGUGUGCGAUCCCUUGAACUCGAAACACUGCCUAUAUCCUGGCUUCAUCCCAGAAAACAUCUUCGCAAAGGCCCCUGGAGUCAUUGAUUAUUUGCCCAGCAAAACAAGAAACGUGAGAUGGGACGCUCACGAGAUCGACGACUUCCGCGACAAGAUUGGGAGCAACCGCAAAGCCUUGGCCGCUGUUAUUCUGGAGCCGUUGUUGCAAGGCGCCGGCGGGCUGCGACUUUACCACCCGCAGUUCUUGAUUGAAGUCAGGAAGCUGUGUAGUGAAUAUGACAUUCCUCUGAUCAUGGACGAAAUAGCCACUGGGUUUGGCCGGACCGGCGAAAUGUUUGCCUUCCAUCAUUGCAAGAAGUACCAGGAUUUAUGUGGCGUGCCACCCGAGAGGCAAGUCAAUGUCUUUCCCGAUAUAUUGUGCAUAGGAAAGGGACUGACAGGAGGUUACAUGACUUUGAGCGCCGUUCUUACUUCUCAAAGAAUAUCUGGGGGAAUCUCGGGUCCGAAGAACAUUACAGGUGGAUGUUUCAUGCAGGGACCAACAUUCAUGGCAAACCCACUUGCGUGUAGCGUUGCGAACAAAUCGAUGGAGAUAUUGCAAAGAGGAGACUGGAAAGUGCAGGUUGACCGCAUCGAGAAUCAACUCUUUGCAGAACUCUACGCUCCUAUCAGAUGUGACGAGCAGCUCAUGAAAUUUGUAGUGAGAGGUGUCCGAAUCGCAGGAGCGGUGGGCGUAGUGGAGCUAAGGGAAAUGGUGGACAAAAAGUGGUUUCAAGAGCAGUUUUUGAGAAGGGGCGUCCACGUGAGACCCUUCAACCGACUCUGUUACAUUAUGCCCCCGUACAUCAUAACGAGAGAGGAGCUUAAAAGAGUGACCGGUGCCAUUAUUGCCACUCUAAAACUGUGGUUCAAAGUGAAGCACGGAUGUGCAAGAAUGUCAGACGAAGUAAGCGAUGGAGGGUAA
Messenger RNA from Lachancea mirantina, 1455 nucleotides. Lineage: Eukaryota; Fungi; Ascomycota; Saccharomycetes; Saccharomycetales; Saccharomycetaceae. The record is from the annotation of a GenBank genome assembly.